UCUCUCCGAUUCCUUUUCGUCGGAAGAAACUGCAAAAGCCACAAUGGGCGAGCAGAAGAAGAACGAUGGUGACAACAACAAGAAUGGAGGGAAAGGCAAGAAAGGAAAUGGCGAGAAGAAAGAGGAUAAGUCUUUGACGGUUGUUUUGAAGGUGGAACUGCAUUGUGAAGGUUGCGCCUCCAAAAUCUGCAAGUAUCUUCGUACUUUUGAAGGGGUGGAGAGUGUGCAGAAAGAGAUGGAAGCAAACAAAGUGACGGUGGUCGGAGCAGUGGAUCCGGCGGUUCUUCGUGAGAAAUUGAACCAGAAAACCAACAAGAAAGUCGACCUCAUUUCUCCCCAACCCAAGAAAGAUGACAACUCAGGGAAGAAGGAGAAAAAACCAGAAAACGAAAAAAAGCCAGAUGCUGAUAACAAGAAGAAAGAGACUCCAGCGAAGACGGCGGUUUUGAAGUUGCAGAUGCACUGCCAGGGUUGCAUCGAGAAGAUUCGGAAGACAGUUGCCAAAACUAAAGGUGUGCAGGAUAUGUCAAUGGACAAGCAGAAAGAUCUGUUGACGGUGAAAGGAACGAUGGACGUGAAGGCGUUGACGGAGGUUCUGAAGGAGAGACUUAAAAGACCUGUCGAGAUUGUGCCACCGAAGAAGGAGAAGGGCGAUGAAAAGGAAGGCGGUGACAACAACAAUGGCGGCGGCGGCGGUGGUGGUGGGAAGAAGAAAAAGAAAGGAAAUGGCGGCGGUGAAGACGGCGACAACAAUGGUGGUGGGACGGUGGAGGGGAACAAGCUGGAGUACAUGGGUCAACCGGAUUUCGGAUUCGGAUACCCAUACGAACAAGGGUAUUUCCCGGGUUACCCCACAUAUGCUCCGUUUUACCCAGUCCAUUUGCAUGCCCCGCAACUGUUCAGUGAUGAGAAUCCGAAUGCCUGUUCCAUUAUGUAAGAUUGUGAGGACCAAAAUGAAAAAAAAAAAAAUGUAAAUAAGAAGUAAAUAGAGUUUAUCAGAGACUCUAAAAUAGGGAAAUUUUGGGAAUUGUAAGGGCUCAGAUGUCCUUUAAUGGGUUAUUUACAGUAUUGUAAUUUUGGGUAUUUAGGGUUUUGACCUUAGAUUGCUAUUCUAAUGUUGGAACUUUAAUGAAUUUAGUGUUUGUUA
Rubroshorea leprosula is the source of this 1147-nucleotide messenger RNA. NCBI's taxonomy places the organism in Eukaryota, Viridiplantae, Streptophyta, Magnoliopsida, Malvales, Dipterocarpaceae. The record is from the annotation of a GenBank genome assembly.